CAACGAAAGAAAUAGGAAGGUCAACAAUUUUCUCAUACCCGUAUAUAAAACAAAUCUAUCUCUCCUUCCCUCUUUAAUUUAUUAAUCAGAUCUUGCCCAAUUCUUCAAUUUCUUCAACCCUAAUUCUUCUCUCUUUCUCAGAUCUACCAAACUUGAUCUCCAAUGGCUUCCUCAGCACCACCAGUCCUCCCAAUCUCCAAUCCCCAAACCGUUCCAUCCGCCGCUCCUUCCUCCGUCGAAUCUCAACCACCGAUCGCUACUCCAGCUUUCCGCAAUUUCAUCAAUCAGAUCACCGAAACCGUUAAAAACGGUCUCUCUAAGCGUCGUCCUUGGGCUGAGCUCGCGGAUCGUUCCGCAUUAUCCAAACCUGAGUCGAUCUCCGACGCUGCUGUUCGUAUCCGCAAGAAUUACUCGUAUUUCAAGGUUAAUUACCUCACCGUCGCUACAGCGAUCGUCGGAUUCUCUCUCGUCACUCAUCCUUUCUCUCUCGUCUUCCUCCUCUGUCUCCUCGCGUCGUGGCUCUUCCUCUACUUGUUCCGUCCCACGGAUCAGCCGAUCGUUCUAUUCGGUCGUACAUUCUCCGAUCGUGAGACGUUAGGGUGUUUGAUUUUGUUCAGUAUCUUUGUGAUCUUCCUCACCGAUGUUGGAUCUGUUCUGGUUUCGGCUAUGAUGAUUGGUGUUGCGUUGAUCUGUGCUCAUGGUGCUUUUAGAGCUCCGGAAGAUCUUUUCCUUGAUGAGCAAGAGCCUGCUGCUACCGGAUUCCUCUCUUUCCUCGGUGGUGCCGCCUCUUCAGCCGCGCCUGCUGUUAUCGCCGCUCGCGUGUAAAUGCGAUUCCGAUCUACCAUUCCCUCGCCUGGGUAAAUCUUUCUAUAUGAUUCAUUUGUUGAAUUUGAUACUUAGAUUUUGUUUUUUUAAUCUGAAAACAAUAAACGUGAAAAUGUUGUGGAUCUGGCCUAAUUUUGGUUCUUGUUCAUGGGCAAUAGCUAUAGAUGAAAUAUAUAUCUUUGCAUGAUUUUGAUUUGAUGAAGUUUUACUACCGUUUUGUGUUAAUCUUUAGCCUUUUUUAAUUUACAAGUGUUGUUUUGGAAGAUAUGGAUUUAUUUCAUGAUCAAAUUCAAAAUGCAAUGGAUCUGUUUAUUAGAACUUGUAGCCAUCUUUUGAUUUGUUAUGUGACUACAUUGCACUGCGUGUAUACAAUCAAAAGAGUCAAAUUUGGAUGCAUGUGCAUGCAAGAUCCAUCCAAAUUUCACCAGUUUUCAAAAGCACCCAUCAUAAGACA
This is a messenger RNA of Arabidopsis thaliana (thale cress), 1279 nucleotides long. RefSeq names its product prenylated RAB acceptor 1.B4 (gene PRA1.B4). NCBI's taxonomy places the organism in Eukaryota, Viridiplantae, Streptophyta, Magnoliopsida, Brassicales, Brassicaceae. Gene Ontology annotation, biological process: vesicle-mediated transport. Bases 163 to 825 code for a protein of 220 amino acids. Gene Ontology annotation, cellular component: endosome membrane; endoplasmic reticulum. The transcript has a single exon. The record is from RefSeq and is marked reviewed.